AUGGAGAGCUACGGAGAUCUGAUCAACAAUAACAAAGUUGUCUUGGAUGAUGGAAACUAUGGGUUUUGGAAAUCAAGGAUAAAAUCUAUCAUAGGAGGUAUUGAUCGUCUUGCUUGGAAGACUGUUCUGGAAAAGUGGGAGGAACUGACGAUCAAGGACGAGUCAGGAAGGAAGCAGUUCGAUCUAAUUCAGGGGUGUGAAACUGCUAAAGAAGCUUGGGAUAUUUUACAAAUCCAAUAUGAAGGAACCACAAAAGUGCAAAGCUCAAGAAAAGACAUGCUGGCUUCACGGUUCGAAAAUCUAAGGAUGGAAGAACACGAAUCAAUAUCAGACUUUAGUUCAAAGUUAAGUGCGUUAGCUCAGGAAGCAUUAACUCUUAGAAAGACUUAUAAGGAUCAGAAGCUGGUCAAUAAAUUUUUAAGGUGUCUUCCUUCAAGGUUCAUGGGAUACAAGACUGCACUAACUGUUUCUCAUGAUCUAGACAGUCUCAUUUAUGGUGAAGUGGUUGGAAUGCUGCAAGCUCACGAGAUGGAGCUUAAUGGAAUUAAGAAACCAAAAGGUAUAGAUUUAACGGUUAGUAGAGACACAUCAGAUCAAGGAGAAGAAGAUGUUGUGAGUUUAUUAGUAAGAAGAUUUGAUCGUGCUUUAAAAAGAAUAGAAGAAAGUAAUUCACAAAAAAAGACUGGAGUAUUCAAAAAGACCAGUGAAGAUAAGAAGGCUGAUAUGCAGUGUCAUGAAUGCAAAGGGUUUGGACAUUUCAUUCGUGAGUGUCCAACGAUUAAGCUUCGAGAUGCAAAGUGCACUAUUUGCAGAGGUACAAGACAUACACAGGAGAGAUGUGUGAGUAACCUUAAACACAAGAAAGAGAAGUCUAUGAUAAAUAUUGAAGAUGAUUCAGAUGAUGGUAGCAGUAAUGAAGAAGAACUCAUGAAUCUAGUAGCAAUGGUGGGGAUUACUGAUUUUGAGAAUGGAGUAGAGGUAACAGAUUCUGAAUCAGAAGAUGAGGAAGUUCUUGAUAUUGUUCAAAGUUACAAGGAAGUCCGAGGAACACUCAUUACCUUAGGGAAGGAAAAUCAAGACUUAAUCAAAGAACAACUUCAUCUUGAAGCUGUGAUCAAAUCACUACAGAAUGAUUUGGUGGACGAAAAAAAGAUUGCUAAGGAAUUUGUGGAUUUAAUGAAAGAAAAGUUGGUGUUACCCGCAAAAGCAGACAAGCUUGAGGAAGAUUCAAUUAAAGAGAAGAAGAAAUCCACAGAACUUCAAUCUGAACUCGAUCAGCAAUACAGAAAAAUUCACAUGUUUGCAGGAACGAAGCAACUUGAUAAGAUUUUAAGCUAUGGAAGAACUGAGAAAACUCAUAGAGGGUUGGGUUUUAUUGAGAACCAAGGAGACAAGAAAACAACAACUAAAUUUGUUAUUGCUGGAGUGCAUCACUGUGAUUUGAAAGCAUCAACAUCCGCAUCUGAGAAGUCUUCAGGCUGCUAUUUUUGUGGAAAAUUUGGACACUAUAAACAUUAUUGCUCUAAAUUCUGGGAAAGAGUCUAUAGUUUAAAGCGACAAGGGAGAUUUUUCUGGAAUGGAUUUAAGAGACAUGUUUGGAUGAAGAAGAAUGAUCUGUAUCAAACAUAA
Molecule: messenger RNA, 1629 nt
Organism: Camelina sativa (false flax)
Lineage: Eukaryota; Viridiplantae; Streptophyta; Magnoliopsida; Brassicales; Brassicaceae
Source: RefSeq, a predicted model, not a curated record